Hibiscus syriacus is the source of this 1929-nucleotide messenger RNA. RefSeq lists its product as uncharacterized. The transcript is spliced from 3 exons. The coding region runs from base 196 to 1794 and encodes 532 amino acids. The record is from RefSeq and is a predicted model, not a curated record. NCBI's taxonomy places the organism in Eukaryota, Viridiplantae, Streptophyta, Magnoliopsida, Malvales, Malvaceae. Gene Ontology annotation, molecular function: acetylglucosaminyltransferase activity.
GCAGGAAAGUCCUUUUUUCCUCAUCCGUUCAUAAACCUUCACUUCCUUUCGAAAUCUCAUUUUUCUUUCUGGGUAAUUCCCAUUUCCCAAUCUUUCUAACAUUUCCUUAUAAAUCCUACAUGUUUCUCCCUCUUGUUUUUGCUUCUUCGUACCGAAUCUAAUAGUGAAGAAGAAAAGUUCAGUUUUUGAACAAAAAUGAAAAACUCCAAGAAAGAUUCGGAACUGGUGUGGGAUCAGAUUCCCAUGAGAAGCUCGUCAGGCAACCCACUUGUUUCUGGACACCCGACACGACCAAUCCCUAAGGUCAUGGUCUGGUUGAUCAUCUUCGUUGUAUUUACCUACAUUGUCUACACACUCAGUCUCUUAACAACCUCAGCUCAGCGAACCAUGGAAGAUACCCCAUUUACUUCUUUGCUGCUUCCCAACAAAACAAGCUUCCCAUCUCCGCCGUUGGUUCUCAAACAAACGGCUGUGAUAUCGCCACCCAGUUUCGGCCGUCGUGAUGUCCGAGAAAACCAAGCGGUGGCGAUGGAAAUGGGUCCAAAGCAGACUGAGAUUCAACAUGUUGUGUUUGGAAUAGCAACUUCUUCAAAUCUAUGGCAGCAGAGAAAAGAGUAUAUAAAGAUUUGGUACAAGCCGGACAAAAUGCGCGGCGUAGUUUGGCUAGACGAUCACGUUAAAUACUCGGCCGACGAUAAGCAAACCCUUCCACCGUUUCGAGUCUCCAGCGACACUUCGAAGUUCCCUUACACGAACCAGAAGGGUCACCGGUCGGCGAUUCGGAUCUCUCGGAUCGUGACGGAGACGCUGAGGUUGAAGAUUGAUAACGUGAGGUGGUUCGUGAUGGGAGACGACGACACCGUUUUCGUAACGGAUAAUCUGGUUAGGAUUUUGAGGAAAUAUGAUCAUACUCAGUUUUAUUAUAUCGGUAGCUUGUCCGAAUCUCAUAUUCAGAACAUUUUUUUCUCUUACGGCAUGGCUUACGGUGGCGGAGGCUUUGCCAUUAGCUACCCAUUGGCUAAAGCUUUGGCAAGGAUGCAAGACCAGUGUAUUCAGAGGUAUCCCGGCUUGUACGGCUCCGAUGAUCGAAUGCAGGCUUGUAUGGCUGAACUCGGUGUCCCACUCACUAAGGAACUCGGUUUCCACCAGUAUGAUGUCUACGGCAACUUGUUCGGACUCCUCGCCGCGCAUCCGGUCACGCCAUUGGUGUCACUACAUCAUCUUGAUGUUGUCGAGCCUAUUUUCCCUAAUGUCACCAGGGUUCAAGCCCUUCGCCACCUUAUGUUGGCCGCUAAGUUCGAUUCCGCCGGGUUAAUCCAGCAGUCUAUCUGCUAUGACAAAGCUAAGGGUUGGACCGUCUCGGUUUCGUGGGGAUUCGCCGUUCAAGUCUUCAGAGGAAUCUUUUUGCCGCGGGAGAUCGAAAUGCCGUCGAGAACAUUCUUGAACUGGUAUAAGAGAGCGGAUUACACGGCGUAUGCGUUCAACACUCGUCCUGUUAGUCGAAAUCCAUGCCAAAAACCUUUUGUGUUUUACAUGUCAAGUGUGAAAAUAGAUUCUCAACUGAAUCAAACCAUGAGUGAAUAUGGUAGGCACCAUGCUCCUCACCCGCCUUGCAGAUGGAAGAUGGCUAAUCCCGAUGAACUUGAAACGGUUAUCAUCCAUAAGAAACCGGAUCCUCAUCUGUGGGACAGAUCACCGAGGAGAAACUGUUGCAGGGUCAUGGAAUCAAAGGAGCCAAGGACUAUGGUGGUAGAUGUGGGUUUAUGUAAGGAUGGUGAGGUUAGUGAAGUAUAGUACUGAUUGAUUUUAUACAGCUUCUGGUUGUUCUUACAACCUUAAACCCUGUCUUUUUAUUAAUUCAUAUCCCCAUGUGUCCAUUUAUUUAUAUCUGUCUGCAAAUGUGUAGAGACAGUGAUCAGGGGAACAAAC